Molecule: messenger RNA, 1503 nt
Organism: Acanthosepion pharaonis
Lineage: Eukaryota; Metazoa; Mollusca; Cephalopoda; Sepiida; Sepiidae
Source: the annotation of a GenBank genome assembly
AUGUUUAACGAGAGGGGGGGGGGAGCUUCUCCCACUCCGCCCGAUUUCGCGCUCAACUCGCUGCGCAUGCGUACUACGUGUAAACAGGCAAUGGCGACAGAAGGCGGCAAGGUGAACUCAAGCGGAGUCAACGUUAGUCACUCUAUUACGGAGAGUAACGGCAGUGCACCGUCGGAUAAUUUGAAUGGAGAAGUAAAUUGUCAGACGAAGAGAGCCAAAAUGUCCAGUACUGAGGUUGUUACCGUUGUUGUUGGGACGCAAUGGGGAGACGAAGGCAAAGGCAAAGUAGUCGACAUGCUGGCCCAGUCGGCUGAGGUUGUUUGCCGUUGUCAGGGAGGUAAUAAUGCUGGCCAUACUGUUGUAGUCGAUGAUAUUGUAUAUGAUUUUCAUCUAUUGCCAAGUGGUAUUGUCCAUCCAACUUGUGAUGUUGUUAUCGGUAAUGGAGUAGUUGUUAAUUUACCUGAAUUGUUUAAUGAAAUUGAGAAAAAUGAAGGAAAAGGCUUGACUAAUUUGGAAAAACGGUUAAAAAUCUCUAAUAGAGCUCAUCUUGUGUUUGACCUUCAUCUUAAAUUGGAUGGCGUCCAAGAAAUGAAGAGAGGCAGAAAUUCAAUUGGUACCACAAAGAAAGGAAUAGGUCCAACUUAUGCAUCUAAGGCAACAAGGAAUGGUCUACGAAUCUGUGAUCUUGUUGGUGAUUUUGAAUAUUUUGCAGAAAAAUUCAGAAAUCUCAUGGAGUACCACAAAACGUCUUGUCCAGAAUUGGAGAUUGAUGUUGAAGUGGAGCUGAUUAAAUACAAGAAAUUACGAGAAAAAGUGAUGCCUUUUGUUGUGGAUACAGUGCUCUACAUGAACAAAGCAAUUGAAUCUGGACGCAAGAUCCUGAUUGAAGGCGCACAAUCCACCAUGUUGGACAUUGAUUUUGGUCCAUAUCCCUAUGUGACAAGCUCCAACUGUAGUGUAGGGGGUGUGUGCACUGGGCUGGGCAUUCCACCCAGAAACAUUGGCAAUGUCUAUGGUGUUGUCAAGGCUUACCUAACCAGAGUUGGAUCUGGGGGAUUCCCAACUGAACUUCUCAAUGAAACUGGUGAGCUGCUGCAAAAGAGAGGGCAUGAAUUUGGAGUGACCACUGGCAGGAAACGAAGAGUUGGUUGGCUGGACAUGGUCAUGCUUCGUUAUUCACAUAUGAUCAAUGGAUUCUCAGCCGUUGCCAUAACCAAACUGGACAUAAUGGAUGUAUUAGAAGAAGUGAAAAUUGGAGUGUCUUAUAAAUUGAAUGGCAAGCCUAUUGAAUCUAUACCAGCAUCUGAUGAAGAUUUAAAACGAGUGGAGGUGGAAUACAUUACAUUGCCAGGUUGGAAAACAAGUACAGAAGAUGUCCGCAAAUUUUCCGAUCUUCCUGAAAAUGCUCGCACUUAUGUCCGUACAAUUGAAGAAUUAUUAAAAGUACCUGUAAAAUGGAUUGGUGUUGGUAAAGCCCGUGCUUCCAUGAUCCAAGUCUUUUGA